Messenger RNA from Ornithorhynchus anatinus (platypus), 955 nucleotides. RefSeq names its product maestro heat-like repeat family member 5. The coding region runs from base 1 to 429 and encodes 142 amino acids. The transcript is spliced from 2 exons. Lineage: Eukaryota; Metazoa; Chordata; Mammalia; Monotremata; Ornithorhynchidae. The record is from RefSeq and is a predicted model, not a curated record.
AUGUGGCCCUCUGACCCAGCUCUCACAGCGAGAUUUCUCUCUCUCAGAACGCUGCCCCUUCUGAGAGAGCCUCCCCAGGGGGGCAAUCCCCAGGGUCUCCCUCACCUGGCUCUUCUCUCUUCAGGCCUUGGCCAAGAAUCUUACAGCUGUCCAGGUGAGGGGCCUUAUCCAGGAGGUCCUGACCGGUUUGAAGAGCUCCAGCUUGACCAGGGUGAGCCACACGCAGUCAGGGCCCUCCCUAUCCUGCUGCAGAAGUCCGGAGCCACAGCAGAUCAGGAGUACUCCAGGACCAUGACCCAGUUCUUCCCCCAGCUCUUCUUGGCCUUCAUCACUCAGGUUCACUAUGUGCUGGAGCUGGGCCUGCGGGAGGACCAGAAGCAGGAGGCCAGAAAGCCCAUCGUGCCCUCCAACCUCGGCCCCUGGAGGUGAGCGGAGCAGGGAAGUGGGACAGGAGAGGAUGGCCCAGAGGUCUGCUCGUGUGGCUGCAGCCACAUGCUGAUGUGGCUGGUGGUUUCUGGUGAGGUGGGGGCUUGGGGCUGGUCCCGGUCCUCAGGGUCAAUGUUGUCAGCCCAUUGGAUGGGAGUCCCUGGCAGAGAUUGCAUGGGCUUUAGAUGGGCCUAAAUGGGACGAGGAAACUGUCGCUCAUUCCUGCUCCAGUCCCUUGGCAAUGGCUGAUGCAGCAAGCGAAACGGAGGAAGCUGUACUGCCAUUGCCUUGAGACAGACUGCAACUUCUACAGGGAAAAUCUGCCACUGACAAUGCUGGACCACAGUUGCUACUCUGACUGGGGAAGGAGCCCAGGGAAGCUGGUGCCUGGAUAAGGGCACACGGGGGAAAGGGGUUAUAGGGCCUGGGGGUCCCUGCCAGGCUAGGGGCUGAACCUGGCAGAAUUUGACAAUUGGCCUCUGGUACAGUUGGGUGGUACCUGGAGCCAGUUCUGAUGUGUCCCGAUCCU